CGCUUACACUGACCAACUAAAGAGUUCCAACGCAUUGAACCGGUACCGUUUCAUAUAUAACCGUUUCAUACUUAUUAAAAUAUUCACGCUCUUUUACGCUAACUCUGGGAUGUCUCCCCCAGAUGCCCGAACACGUCGAAAAAUCAGCUUGAAACCAGCCAGAGUGCUGACUGGAUCAAUCGGCAACAGACUUAUACCAACCAUACUACCCUCCAAUGUCGUCUUCGUGCUUGCGCUCUAUGCAGCAAAAGAGCUACUUCUCUCGUAUGAUGUGGGAGUGUUUUGGGUGCUUAUGAGGGUGUUGGCUUGCGGCGGUUUGGGUAUGCUGACAUGGGAAGCUUUUACGGGGAAGCUUAUGAAGAAUUGCAAUAUAGAGUGGACAGCAAUUGGCGUGUCGUCAUUAUUGCUCUUCGUGCAGCAAGCAGCCCUAUUUACAGCAUUGUAUCGUCUUCCCUCUCCGAGGGUAAUGUUGUUCAGUCAUUUCUCCGCGAUGUGGGUGGAGUCAUUUAUAGCCCCCGCUUCGAUGUGGAAGCCUAUCUUGACUUUCUCGUCAUUUUUACUUUCAUUUGCUUCUGAUACGUUUUUAUCUAAACGCAGCGUCUCUAUCAUUGUUCCUGGUUAUGGAGCCUUAGUUAUGCAUGGCAUAUCCACCUAUGCUCUUGAACAUCUUCGUGGUGUCUUGGCUCCAACUGUACACCCCACGUUGACAACUGCUGCCAGUACACUCGGCGCGGCGCUUGUCGGACUCCCGCUGUACGCCUUCAGACAAGCCAUCCUUGACCCUCCCCCAAUACCCGUUGUUCCUGUAACCUCCUUGGCAGUUCUUCCAAUUCUGGCAUAUACCAUGAUAUUUCUGACGCCGGACACAAUUGGCAUGCAAUUCAACGUUGCCCAGACCUCUCAAGUGUUCUUGGUCUCCUACCCAAUCGCCUUUCUUGUUGCGACUGCCAUGGGUUUUCUAGGUUUUUCACAGCACCCACGUUCGACCGAUUUACUAGUGGGGGUGAUGCUCUAUUAUUCGAUAUAUCCGGACAAUGAUCCCACACUAUCUGGUCCAUCGCGUACUCCAGUGUCGAAAGUUGUUCGGUUCUAUUUGAACUCGAUCCUUUCGGACCCUGAGUCGAGAAAGAUUUUCUAUUUCCUCGUGUUGAAUCUGGCCUUCAUGCUAGUUCAGAUGCUAUACGGCAUCUGGACUAACAGCUUGGGUCUUAUCUCUGAUGCUAUUCAUAUGGCCUUUGAUUGCUUGGCUAUUGGUGUCGGCUUACUAGCCUCGAUCAUGGCAAAGUGGCCUCCAGAUGAACGAUUCACGUACGGAUACGGCCGAAUUGAAACUCUGUCAGGAUUCGCUAAUGGGAUAUUCCUCAUCCUAAUAUCUGUUUUUAUAGUCUUUGAGGCUGUACAACGAAUAUUGGACCCUCCGGAAAUGACGACGAACCAGCUGUUACUAAUUAGUUCCCUCGGACUUGGUGUUAACUUGUUUGGCAUGUAUGCUAUGGGCGGCCAUCAUCACCACCACGGUCACUCCCAUAAUCACGGGCAUACACAUCAGCAUCAAUCACAUAAUGGGCAUACUCAUCACGAUCACUCGCACACUCAUGGUGACCAUGCCCACGAACAUGACAGUCACUCGUCUUCGCUAUCCCAUGAAGACUCACACGCACACAAUCACUCCUCACAUUGCCACUCAUCAAAUGACACAUCCUGCCCGGAUCAUGGCUCUCAUUCUCAUUCAGACUCGCAUUCGCAUUCAGAUCAUGCACAUACCCAUCCUGCCUCUCCUGAGGGCUCUUUAAUACGUGGCCGCAAGCCCCACUCUCGAGGUUCUUCCCUCCACAUACCCAUUGAUGGCGCCCAAGUCGCAUCUGCUAUCCCAUUUCCCCUGUCUUCCCCCAGUGGUGCAGACUCGCCAAUUUCACCCAGCUACCCUAGCACUUUAAAGCAUGACCAUCACCACCACUACCACCAUGGGAUGGAGUCUUUGAAACACAGCCCGCGCAAUCAUGAUCAUGAUCAUGAUCGCUGUCAUGAACAUGAACACGGACAUCAUCAUGAAGGACACAGUGACAACAUGCGCGGCGUUUUUUUGCAUGUUAUGGCGGACACGCUCGGUUCUGUCGGUGUCAUUAUCUCGACCCUUCUCAUCCAGUUUUAUGGAUGGACAAUAUUCGAUCCCAUAGCAUCGUUGUUCAUUGCAGUCAUGAUUGCUGCAAGUGUCAUACCGUUGGUAAUUGACACAGGUAGGGUCCUAAGCCUUGAUAUGGGGAGCCGCAAGAAAGAAGUUCAACAAGCUCUCUCUGAGCUUGCCUUCGUGGAUGGCGUCACCUCAUACUCAUCCCCCCAGUUCUGGCCCAAAGACUCAGCAAAAGUCAUUGGCUCGAUUCACAUCCAGGUCGCGCUUUCAUCACACAAACAUCCUGACACUGAUGGCGUGCGCGAACGCGUGUAUGCCCUUUUGAGGAGCAGAAUUUCGGGGCUUGAAGAGUUGACCAUACAGUUAGAAGAGGGGGGAGAGUCGUUGGAAAGUAGAUAACGUGCACUGAACCCACGCCAUCGCAUAUAUUUGUAUUAAUCGUACGCCAUGCAUCCAUUCGCAUCACCUUGUGUGACCAGAUGUUUUCUACUAAUGAAAUGGCUACUGCCAGUGCAAGCCAACGCGUCUUCUUCCAAUGACGAUCGAUUGACAGGCUCG
Molecule: messenger RNA, 2689 nt
Organism: Suillus bovinus
Lineage: Eukaryota; Fungi; Basidiomycota; Agaricomycetes; Boletales; Suillaceae
Product: cation efflux protein
Exons: 14
Coding region: 110-2530 (806 amino acids)
Biological process (GO): transmembrane transport; zinc ion transport; intracellular zinc ion homeostasis
Cellular component (GO): membrane; Golgi apparatus
Molecular function (GO): zinc ion transmembrane transporter activity
Source: RefSeq, a predicted model, not a curated record